AUGUUAAAGUUAGUACACCUCAGUUACCUCCUCAUCUAUCUCACCCAUCAAAUAGAGAAUAAAUACGUCGAAGGAGAACUAAACACAAGCGAGAAUUGGGCUUUCAUCGCUCGUUUCUGUUUCCUAUCAGAAGAAGGCCAAUACGAAUAUUACAUUGAAUACGAAGAAGAUCAAGGAGAGCCAAAUCUUUUAUUGUAUUACGAUGCAGAUACCCAAUGGCCCGCAGUGUACAAAUCAGCCAAAACGUGUCGCGAGAAGGAGAGCGUGUUACGCAUUGAGCAGAACCAAAUCAUCAAUCUUACAACGCGAUAUCCGUUCAGAGAUGUUGCUGGGUGCAUCGCAACUCCUCAGCCUGGUUUUACUUCAAAACCAAGUUACACCUUAAUUGUCCCAACGUUAGCAACACGGAAAACUAAGAAAACCACGACUACUUCAAUAACCACUACCUCACCUGUAAAUGUUACCUUUGAUUACUUUGUAGAGUUAAAUCAAACUUCGAUUUCGAAUGAGAUUGAUUAUGAAAAGAUGAAUUACGAUAAUGAAAGUACUUCUGUUCCUACUGAAAUUACAACAACAAAAGCGCCAAUUAAGAAGAGGGCCACCGGUGGAGGUAGAACUAUUAUGUGCAGGAAUUCCAGGAGAUUCCGGAGCGCUCGAGAACGAUGGUGGUUCAUUGCCAUAAGCAAUUGCAAUGCGUCAAAAGGAAUCCAUAUCAAAUACAGGAUAUUAAUGACAAAUGGUCCUCCUGGUGAUUACUGGCAUGAGCACUUUUCAGCCGACGAAUUUUAUGUUCUACCAGUUUUGAUGGCAUUUUCGGUGGCUUACUCGUUUUUGGUGCUCGCAAUCAUAAUUUGCUCGAUUGAGUUAAAAUCAAGGCAACUUUUGCACACCACUUAUAAGCUUUUCGUGCUAAGUUCACUGGUGCAACUGUUCGGUAUUUUGUUCCGAAGUAUGUCUUUUCUUAAAUACGCCGUCAACGGUAUUGGAUCGCCCAAGUUGAAAGUGGUUGGAGCUAUGUUCAUGGGAUUAUCAGAAACGUGCUUUUUGCUUCUCCUGCUGCUUCUGGCCAAAGGUUAUACGGUUACUAGAGGACGAUUACCUUUAUCUGCAGGAGUUAAACUCACCAUAUUCAUGUGUCUUUAUGUCGUCACAUUUGUUUCUCUUUUCAUUUACGAAGCGAAAGUCUUUGAUCCAGGCGAAGUGCUUUACACGUACGAAUCUCCUGCUGGAUAUGGUUUAAUCAUCUUGAGGGUCAUCGCAUGGUGCAUGUUUAUUUAUUCCACUGUUUUCACAUUGAAACAUUAUCCUGAAAAGGCAAACUUCUAUUACCCUUUCAAUGUUUUCGGAACUCUGUGGUUCAUAGCAGGACCGGCUUUCAUAUUAACUGCAAACUCGCACAUAGAUAAAUGGGUACGUGAAAGCAUAGUUUGCGCAGUUCUUUUGUUUAUAGCUUUCGGAGGUCAUUUGAUGUUCUUGCUGCUUACCAUGCCUUCGGUAGCUAAUAAAAAUUUCCCAUACCACGUCAGAACUAGUCAAAUCGGUGUCAUGGAAGUAACGGGAAAUGUCGGAAACAGUUCCAUUGAACAAUUCGGUCAUCACGCGUACGAACCUACUGCCAAUGGGGAUCAAGUGAUCAUACCUCUAAGCAGAAGAACCGAAGAAAUCUUCGGUGGGCUUUACAGUCAAAGAGUGCAAAUGGGAGAUGCAAAUGGGGCUGCAGCCCGUGCAAUCAUUGGAGAGGCCACCCUAAACGCGAACAAUGCGACAAUCGAAAACGUUUUAAGUUGGUCGUUAGCCAAAAACUUUAAUUACCUAAAUAGGUUUGAAAGUUUACCACCGAAUUCUGAAUCCAGACGAAGCAGUACCUCCGACGUAGAAGAACCUGAGGAAGUUGUUACCUCACCAGAGCAAAGAACACAUCAACUAGAUGAUUGGGUCAGGGAGGUUCCCAUUGAACUGUUUACUAUUAGUAAAAUGGUUGUUACAAAUAAUGUGAAAGAAGAGUAA
Molecule: messenger RNA, 2007 nt
Organism: Nicrophorus vespilloides
Lineage: Eukaryota; Metazoa; Arthropoda; Insecta; Coleoptera; Silphidae
Product: transmembrane protein 145-like
Exons: 7
Coding region: 1-2007 (668 amino acids)
Biological process (GO): G protein-coupled receptor signaling pathway; response to pheromone
Source: RefSeq, a predicted model, not a curated record